This is a messenger RNA of Gasterosteus aculeatus aculeatus (three-spined stickleback), 3193 nucleotides long. The record is from RefSeq and is a predicted model, not a curated record. NCBI's taxonomy places the organism in Eukaryota, Metazoa, Chordata, Actinopteri, Perciformes, Gasterosteidae.
GUCGACGUCACUGAGUCACAGGUCAGGUCCACAGUGUCUAUACCGUCGGUUUGACCAUAGAUUCACAAAAUGGACACAUAUUAUGCACGACAAACCUCACAAUAGAAAGCCAGCUCCCGCACUCCGCUACCGAGCCCCGCGCCAGCGAGGAUGUUCCCCAGCUUGGCCCACCGGCCGUGGCACGUCUUCUGCAGGGUGUCCCUGCAGCACCGGGCGCCUCUGUCUCAGCGGUCGCCGAGGUUCCCCCCGCUCUGCUACGGUUGGCAGAGCGGAGGCACGCACAGUUUGUGGUUCAGCCUCCCGGACUGCCGCCCCGCUUCUCUCGGGCUGGGAAAAGCGCAGUACUACUCGACCUCUGGCAACAGCACCGAUGACCCCCCAAAAUCUGCAUCCGGAGAAGCUCCGUCAGCAGAGACCAUCCUGUCUGCUGCGAUGAAAGCCACCCCAGCUUCAUUGGAUCCGACAUCUCAGGGGCUGACAAAAGCAGAGACUAUUCAAGUGAAAGUUCGGGCAGUGCUGAAGAAAAGGGAUUAUGGAGCCAAGUACACUAAGAACAACUUCAUCACAGCAGUCAGAGCCAUGAAUGAGUUCUGCCUCAAACCGAGUGAUCUGGAACAGCUUCGAAAGAUCAGGAGACGCAGCCCCCACGACGACACGGAGGCGUUCACUGUCUUUCUGCGGUCGGACGUGGAAGCCAAAGCACUGGAGGUUUGGGGAAGCCAAGAGGCUCUAGCCCGAGAGCGAAACCUCAGGAAAGAAGUGGAGAGAGAGUACCAAGAGACGUUUGGUGAGAAGAUCGAUUAUGUUCCGGACUAUUUGUUGACUCUUGAGUCUUUACCACAAAAGCGUCUCAAUAUUUUUCGUAAUCAACAGCUGUUGAAGGAAUACAAAGACUUUUGGGGAAACACUAAGCCUCGAUCCGACAGGAGGGCGACUUUCCUACAAGGGCCGGGGAAGGUGGUCAUGGUCGCUAUAUGCAUCAAUGGGCUGAAUUUUGUCUUCAAGCUGCUGGCCUGGGUGUACACUGGAUCCUCCAGCAUGUUCUCGGAGGCCAUCCACUCGCUGGCCGACACCUGCAACCAGGCCCUCCUGGCUCUGGGGAUCAGCCAGUCUGUCCGCAACCCGGAUGCCGGCCACCCGUACGGCUUCACCAACAUGCGCUACAUCGCCUCCCUCAUCAGCGGAGUGGGUAUUUUCAUGAUGGGAGCCGGCCUCUCCUGGUACCACGGCAUCAUGGGACUGCUGCACCCGGGGCCCGUCGAGUCUCUGUUAUGGGCUUAUUGUAUCUUGGCGGGCUCGCUGGUGUCUGAAGGAGCCACGUUAUUAGUAGCUGUCAAUGAGAUAAAGAGGAGCGCUCAGCUACAUGGAGUGUCUUUUUAUGAAUAUGUAAUGCAGAGUCGGGACCCCAGCACCAACGUGGUGCUGCUGGAGGAUGCUGCUGCCGUGUUGGGAGUCAUCAUAGCUUCUGGAUGCAUGGGCCUCACCUCACUUACUGGUAACCCGUGCUACGACAGCCUGGGCUCUCUAGGCGUGGGCACGUUGCUGGGCACCGUCUCCGCCUUCCUCAUCUACACCAACACGGAGGCUCUGCUGGGCCGCUCCAUCCCGCCCGAGCGCGUGCAGAAGCUUACAGAGUUCCUGGAGAACGACCCGGCAGUGAGAGCCAUCCACGAUGUGAAGGCCACCGAUCUGGGGAUGAGUAAAGUGCGCUUUAAGGCUGAAGUUGACUUUGAUGGCCGAGUGGUGACACGGUCUUAUCUGGAAAAACAAGAUAUCGACCAACUCCUCAAUGAGAUCCAGCAGGUGAAGAACCCCGAGGAGCUGGAGAGCUUCAUGCUGAAACACGGGGAGAACGUCAUUGACACUCUGGGGGCCGAGGUGGACCGCUUGGAGAAAGAACUCAAGCAACGGAACCCGGAGGUUCGCCACGUGGACUUGGAGAUCCUAUAGUGGCGGGCGGAUCUCCGCUGAGGGAGCAGCCUGCUGUAUAAAGACGAGGAAAGGCCGAAGGAGGGUCAUGCCUGCCUCCGCUCUCUGCCCCCUAUGCUGACCACGCAAAAAAACAAACUUCUGUCUUUGCACAUCUGAAGUCUUACUGUACAGUAGUCCAUAAUAUAAUGGAGGACAGAGUUUGGGAUAUGAUCAAUGAGAAUUUGCCCUCCAGAGAGCCACUUUUCCCGCUGUGUUAUUUACUAAAGACUAAAGUGUCGUUAGGCGCCUGAAGUUGUUGGAGAAUUUGAACUCUCUGGUCCCGUACGUCUAUGACAGAGGGGGGGUCGUGGGGUGGUUUUGAACUCACAUUCCUGAAUGUGUUUUGGUUGAAAACAAGAAAAAACAGGACCAGUAUCAUUUACUAGACGUGUACUUUUUCUGCUAACGUGAUGCUUGAACCACAGUGACGGAGUUUCUUCCGUUAGUGCGAAGGAAACCUGGGAUCUACAUAUUCAAAAAAAAAUUAACUGCUAAACAAACUAGAUAGGGUUUUUUUUUCUUCUUUUCUUUUAAUGUGAAGACGGCACGAUGCUGCCGACGGUCAUCUUCUAAGUUUGUGAUGAAUAGAUUUUAUUUGCCGAGUUUAAAAAAAAGACAUAUUGAAAUGUGUCAUUAAGCCUUUUAAUUUAAUGUACGCUGGAGUUGAAUAGUGAACGUGGUUAAAUACAACAGCACAUAAUAAUCUGAAGUUUAUGCAAAACUAGAUAUUAUGAAACAGGGUUAUGUAAAUAAAUACAUCCCCCAAAUAUUAUUAGGACCAGUUGAAGGUCUAAACAAAGUGGCAUCCCUCUCUUUCACUCAACAUUUCUCUCUCCGCCAGCGUCACACUCCAAGCGUUGAUCCUCUCCAAAAUGUGGUCACUUUGUCUGUGAGGUUUGGCAGCUGAUCAGCAGGUGCCUGAUUGCGUCGAGCCAAAAAUGACGGGCCGGGGGGGUGAAUGAGUGGUGUCAGCCCGUACAGGAGGUGUAUCAGAUGAUCCAGUGAACGCUCUCCUACUCGCUGUUUUCUUUUCAUUCUGCAUUUAGUUCAGUCAGCCACAGCUUGAGCUCACCUGCAUCUUAAAACAUGCUUCAGGGAGAGGAGGGGGGGAGGGGGGGCAUUUGGAUAUAUAUUUUUGAAUGUGUCAAUAGUGUAAUAUUUUCCCGCCGGUUGUAACAAUGUUGCUGUGCAGAAGGAGGUGAAAUAAAUUUGAAAUAAUUUA